Molecule: messenger RNA, 3507 nt
Organism: Hemibagrus wyckioides
Lineage: Eukaryota; Metazoa; Chordata; Actinopteri; Siluriformes; Bagridae
Gene: fbxl9
Product: F-box and leucine rich repeat protein
Exons: 8
Coding region: 436-2361 (641 amino acids)
Biological process (GO): SCF-dependent proteasomal ubiquitin-dependent protein catabolic process
Cellular component (GO): SCF ubiquitin ligase complex
Molecular function (GO): protein binding
Source: RefSeq, a predicted model, not a curated record
GUUAGUAGUAGGUUAAAUCCACGCCAUUAUAUUUAUAUAAGGAGUUUAAAUCCACGCCACCUGGCGGAGGAAAAUAACAACAACAAACAUGGGAGGUGGACAGGGAAGGCGGAACUCCGUUACCUAGCAACACUUCCGGGUCUCUCUUCACGUGACGUCUUGUUGCGUGAUCUACCGGUAGUUAAUCUAAUGUGUCCUUUCACCCUUGUUUAUUAACCUGUCAUCGUCAUGUAAAGCGCUGAAAACCGGAACAGACCGAGUCGACGGUGUGGUCAUCAUAGUUGGCUUUGGUCAAAACGGCGAGUUAGUUACGCAAAUGCAGCAAAAAGCGUCUUCAUGGAUUUAUUAUUAUUUUGACAUCAUCAUCUGGCACAUGGUGUGAGUCAGAAAGACUAAGAACUUAUCUUUAUGCAGGUAAAAAAUGACUGAUCAGUAAUGGAGACUCCAGCAUUGCCACAUGAGGUCAUUUCUCACAUUCUGAGCUUUCUUCAUCCGUCAGACCGAAAAGAAGCCUCGCUGGUCUGCAGGAGCUGGUACGAAGCCAGCCAAGAUCAUCGGUUUCAGAACGUCACGUUCAGGUUCCCGGCUUGUGCGUCUUCGUUAGGGUUUGUCUGUGGACUCGCUCGUCGCCAUCAGUGCAGUCUGAUCAUCAGCCAUGUGGACGACUCCAACCUGUCGCGUAAAGUUCUGGAGGAGGUCCAAGUCCACCUCGGGGGUCGGAUCGUGGGUCUGGCGCUGCCUCGGAGCAGUAUGAUGGAGUCGACCCUCCUGAAGCUGCUGCCGUGUCUGACCGGACUGCAGAGGCUCCACCUUAACGGCCUCGACAGCCUCUUCAUGUCAGGAGCUUUCUUGAGCCGUGAAGAGCAUCGACAGCAGGUUCAUACAGCGCUGAAGAACCUGGAAGAUCUGGACCUGUCUGACCUGCGCUACCUCUCAGACCUCACCUUUAACCGUUUAACAGGCUGCACUGUGAGACUCCAUCGUCUAGCGCUGGCUGGGUGUCACAUCGCUUUCGAGUUUGACCCGUACCUGGGCCGUGCGGUGGGGCCGGGCUCGUCAGCCAUGCUGUCGCUGAGGAACCUGCUCCGGCUAGUCCAGGACCAGAGCUCCACGCUACGCAGCCUGGACCUCAGCCGCACCUCCAUCACCCCCGAGUCUCUGCGCGCGCUGGUCCUCGUCCCCGGCCUCCACCUGGAAGAGCUGAGCCUGUCCAGCUGUAAGAAACUCACCGAUUACUCCAUCGAGCAGCUCUGCAGACACCAGCGAGGACUCCACACGCUGGACCUGAGCGGCUGCACGGAGCUGACGAGCCGCAGCGUGCUGGCUGUAGCUGCUGAGCUCAAACAGCUCCAGAGUCUCUCGCUGUCCCGUGUCUGGAGGAUGACAGAAAAAGGGCUGGCAGAUUUAACGGCGCUUCCUGCUCUGAGCUCGCUGGACCUGGCUGAAUGUGUUAACGUGAGCGGAGCCGAGCUGGUGAAGGGUCUGUCAUCACCACAGCACAGAGCUCAGUUGGAGAAACUCAGCCUCAGGAGCUGCGCCUUCGUCCAGGACGUUUGCUCACUAGCUCAGUUGUCGUCCAGUCUGAAAGAGCUGGAUCUGAUCUCCUGUGUCCUCCUGACAGACCGGAGUGUCCGUGCCAUCGCCUCCUACCUGCCCGGGCUACAGGUGCUGCGCCUCGGCUCGUGUAAGCUGAUUACAGACUGGGGGCUGCUCGGGAUGGAGGAGCCCAGUGAUGACAAACAGCUCAACAAGUGUGCGGAGGAGGAUAAAGGGCCUUGCUUCACCAGGACUUUCGGGAACAUGGGCUUCUUUCAGCCUCCUCGAAUGCCGUUCGAUGAAAAGCCACGUCUAGUGACUGACGAGGACCUGGGCGCCUUCAAAGAGCAGGAAGGAGCUUCGUUGCGGGUGAUCAGGGGCUUACAGGAGCUCGACCUGUCCGGCUGUUCCAACCUGACAGACGUCAGCAUGAUGCAGGUUCUACAGUUCCCUGUGCUCCAGCGCCUCUCUCUCGCCAUGCUGCCGGAGAUCAGCGACAAGGGCGUGGCGUCUGUCGCUCUUCACUGCCCCUGUCUGACCAGCCUGGCGCUGAGCGGCUGUUCCCGGCUCACAGACGCCGGUCUGGCACGCGCUCUGCCUCGUCUGCACAGACUGCAGCAUCUGCAGCUCGCCUACUGCGACGGCAUCACAGACAGGUCCCUGAGCCUCCUAGUGCAGCACUGUAAGAGACUGAGGACGCUGGACAUCUCCAUGUGCAGAGACAUCACUGUAACUAAGGUGGACUUCCUCCAAUCACAUCUGCCCUUUCUGGAAAGUGUCCAGUACCGGUUUGUGGGUGGAGCCGAAUUCAACCUCGCGCUCUGAUGACAUGAUGACACACAAUUUAAACACUUGGAUGAUACUUGACGAGGCGUUUUUGCACACGUGACUGACGCUGCAUGUUAAUUAUACAGGCACGUGUAGAGGAGGCAGGAAAUAAAACGUGGACCAAUGAAUAAUCUGUAACACGUGCUAUAAAGGUCACAGCUGCAGUGAAGUAUAUAUAAGCGCAUUCAUAUCAUGCCAUAAGAAUCACUACUUUACUGUAUUAUGCAUUAUAACAUCGAGCACGUUUGUGUCACAAAGGCUGUAUUUUUUUUUAUUCUUUAAGAAAUCAGUGAAUAUAACGCGCCAUUGUUGUGAGUUUAUUUAUGACUGAUGAUCUAAUGCAUCUUGAACACUGCUUAUAACUUGGAAAUGCAUUUUAAACACUUCUCUAUACCGCCGUGCCUUUUCCUAAACAAGUAAAACAACGUGUAUUAUAUAUAAUGUAUAAAUAAUUAUAUAUAAUGUGUUAUAACUGUUUAUGAACGUGUUCAUAGUUAAUUACAGAUGUGGCUUUAAUAGAAAGUGUUAUCACAAAACCAGCUCAGGUCUGGGUUUAUAUACUUUUUGUUUUGUUUUUUUCCAUGUUUAUUUUUACAUAUAUAAUUUUAAAUAAAAUAUUUCCCUGAUGAGGAUGUUGGAUAUUUUAGAGUUUAUGUAAUGUAGAGCUGAAGAAGCAAAAAUAGUACUUGUAAGUAAUAGUAUUUGAAAUGCCAUAAACAAUCACACAGCAAACCUUCUGGCAAGGGCAUGUACUGUAUUGAUGCUGGAGAAGUUGGACUGCCUGUGCAACCUCUGUAGGGUCCAGAUAUCGCCUCAUGCUCCCAAACCCUAGCCAAGUGUAAAACUAGUGAAAAACGGUCAGAAAAGAUGAGUAGGGAAAAAAAUGUCAGUGGCCUCCUCCUGUAAAACCAUUCCCAUCCUCUGGAAUGUAAUCAAGAGGAAGAUGGAUGGUCACAAACCAUCAAGCAAAGCUGAGCUGUUUGCUUUUUUGAAAAAAAAGAGUGGUAUAAAGUUCCCAAACAGCAAUGUGAAAGACUGGUGGAGAUCAUGGAUCCAAAACGCAUGCAAAUCGGGUCAUUCCACCAAAUACUGAUUUCUUAAUGUUAUUUAGCCAAAGCAUUAACACAAUUUGUUUGCAGAUUA